CGUGUGCGCGGAGGCUUCCUCCGCGCUCAACCCGCCCCACUGCCCUCUGCCCCUCCUCGCCUACUAAAACUAAAACCCUCUUCUUCCUCGGCACACUGGCCACCCUCCCAAAGGUGAGUCGCUUCUCCUCUUCCUUGAUCGCCGAUUUCCGGAUUCUUUCCUUUUCCCCUCCGCCGCCGGGGAUUGUGGUUGUGGUUGUGGCUUCCAUAUCCUCAUCCUCAUGGCGUGAUAGAAGGUUGCUUCGUUUCUUUGAUUGGCCAUGGACGUACGUCUUUCGUUUUCUCGGUGGGGGAUGGGAGGGGGUUCUUGAUAGUGAUGCGCUGCUGCUACAGUGCUCCUGCUCCUGCUCCUGCUGCUCGACGCUGACGGCUCGAGCUUAUCCCUCCGGCCUCCGGGGUCUCGCUCUCUGGAUUAUUCCUACUUCUUUUUCUUUCUUUUUGUCUCAUCUUGAAUUGAAAAACUUGGCCCUGCGGUGUCUCGCCUCCACUGGUCACUGGAGCACUGGACCGAUGUAUAUAGAGAGAGACCGACCGACCUGGCGUCACGCACGCACCGCACUGAUUGGGCUCCAAGAUCGGCCGCUGCCAACUGGGGGCCUCACCGCCACCCGUUCUUGGAAAACAGCACGCUACUUGCUUGAAAGCAAAGGGAGAUACUUGCCGCGUUGGGAUUCUCCAACUCCAACUCCAACCAAGACGAACGAUUUCAUCCCAGUGCAUUUUGUGUGAGGAUCCAGACGCAGGAGGAUGGCUCUCAAGAAGUUGCUGCAGCUCUUUUGUGUCGGAAAGAAGGAUUCCAAGAAGAAAGGUAAAUUCAUCGAUCCACUCUGGCAAGCCUCUGCCUCCCGCUCCUCUGUGAAUGUCACUGCAAACAAGACUCAUUUGGAUCCCUGUUCAAGUGGGAAUGACACUGUAAGCGUGCAAAACCAUGAAGUUGAAUCCUCAAGUACGGUUUCCUCGUGGGCAAGGACAGAGCAAGGAACUGAGAUUGCUCAUCAUACGCCCUUUAGUCAAUUUGAUGUUGUCCAAGAUUUCUCGGAUCACCACUAUGCAAAGACUUCAGCAGGAAAGGUCACAAAGGAUUGGGUGAAGGCAAUCCAAAGUGAAUGGGAUCUUCUACAGAAAAACCUACCUGAAUCUAUAUACGUUAGAGUCUAUGAGGACAGGACUGAUCUGCUGAGGGCUGCCAUAGUCGGGCCAGCAGGAACUCCAUACCAUGAUGGUCUGUUCUUCUUCGAUGUCCGUUUUCCUUGCGAAUACCCAAAGUGCCCACCAAAAGUAUACUACCAUUCUGGCGGACUUCGGCUGAACCCGAACCUGUACGAGAGCGGGAAAGUGUGCCUGAGCCUUCUGAACACCUGGUGGGGCAAGGGGUGCGAGAAGUGGGGCAAGUCGAGCUCCAGCAUGCUGCAGGUUCUGGUCUCCAUCCAGGGCCUCGUGCUGAAUGACAGGCCAUACUUCAAUGAGCCAGGAUCCAAGAACUCGGCUGAAACGACAGGUGGUGAGAGGUGUUCCCUGGCUUACAAUCAGACGGCCUUCGUCAGAUCAUGCAAGACGAUGCUGUAUUCACUCCGGAAGCCUCCAAUGCAUUUUGAGACCCUUGUGUUGUGGCACUUCCACGAGCAUGAGCGUGCCAUCCUCGACGCUUGCAGGGCUUACAUGUCUGGGACAGUCGUUGGGUCGUCUGCUGGGACUGGGAGCAACCGCAGAUACGUCCAUGACAAGUGCUUUGCAGAAUUCCACAAGUCGCUGACGCUCUACACUGAACAUCUCAGGGCUGAGUUUGCUGCAAACACAAGACGAGUGAUGGAGCUGGAAACAGAAGACGAGAUCGUGCCUAGCAUAGCAGCUAGCGUGAAAUCGUGUUGAAGGCAAAUGCCCCACGGUGUUGUAUGUUGCUCUCAUCAUCAGAUAUUUGCUGGCUUAGCUAUUUCUAGCCUCAUUCUACUUCAUUCAUGUCACUUGAAUAAUCUAAUUCAUGGCAAUUGUACCUGUCCCUAUACCUAGAUGGCUUAAAAUCUGAAGGUUUAUUACAGUUUCUUUCUGAUGAA
Zea mays is the source of this 2050-nucleotide messenger RNA. RefSeq lists its product as uncharacterized. The record is from RefSeq and is a predicted model, not a curated record. The coding region runs from base 747 to 1868 and encodes 373 amino acids. Gene Ontology annotation, molecular function: ubiquitin conjugating enzyme activity. The transcript is spliced from 8 exons. NCBI's taxonomy places the organism in Eukaryota, Viridiplantae, Streptophyta, Magnoliopsida, Poales, Poaceae.